Molecule: messenger RNA, 3290 nt
Organism: Choloepus didactylus (southern two-toed sloth)
Lineage: Eukaryota; Metazoa; Chordata; Mammalia; Pilosa; Megalonychidae
Gene: TEX9
Product: testis expressed 9
Exons: 12
Coding region: 59-1279 (406 amino acids)
Source: RefSeq, a predicted model, not a curated record
UGCAAAUAAAAAGGAAUCUGCGCCCAGGGAAGGAGGCUGCCCGGGCUCUCGCGGGAAGAUGCGUGGUUGCCUCGGUAACCACGUCGCGGUCGCGAAAGAUGGCGGGGCGAAGUCUUUUGGCUUCAGGAGACAGAGAGUUCCAGGGACCCCGCUUCCAGCACGCAUUCAGCAACCUGCUACACCUCGAUUGGAUCUCCUUGCCAAGGAGGAAGAAUAUAAGCGUUUAAAUGCAGAACUGGAGGCAAAAACAGCUGACCUGGUUCGACAAGCUGAGGAAGUAAUAAGAGAUCAGCAAGAGGUACAAUCCAAGCCUGUUUCAACACAAAUUAAAUCAUAUGAAGAGGAAGAUGAUUACAGUUUAAGAAGUCUGUUACCACCUGAAGGGAAAGUCCAUCUACAUUCUGAAGCUAAGCCAGAGACCAGAAAUGUUGGUCCAGUAAACAAGGUUCAAAACAAACUAUAUUCUGCAAAUAAAGGAAGGAAAACCAUUUCAAGUGUAAAACUGAAAUAUUCUGAUAUACAAACUGCCAGUGACGUUGCCAUUCCGGAUGACUUCUCGGACUUUUCUCUUGCAAAAACAAUUAGCAAAAUCGAAGGGCAACUGGAGGAGGAAGGCUUACCUGAUUAUAUAGAUGAUGAUCUUUUCUCCGGUGUUAAUAAAGACAUUGGAACAGAAGCUCAGAUCAGAUUUCUAAAGGCCAAACUCCAUGUUAUGCAGGAGGAAUUGGAUAAUAUUGUGUGUGAAUGCAAUAAAAAGGAGGAUGAAAUUCAGGAUUUAAAGUUUCAAGUAAAAAAUUUUGAAGAAGAUUGUGUGAGACAGCAGCGAACAAUUAGUAUGCAACAGUCUCAAAUAGAAAAAUAUAAAACUCUUUCUGAAGAAGCAAACAAAAAAUGUGAUGGAUUACAGCAACAAUUGUCUUCAGUAGAAAGGGAGUUAGAAAACAAAAGAAGACUACAAAAACAGGCUGCCGCUAGUCAAAGUGCCAUAGAAGUUCGCUUGAAUAGAGCUCUAGAAGAAGCAGAAAAGUACAAAUUGGAAUUAAGUAAAUUAAGACAAAAUAACAAGGAUAUAGCAAAUGAAGAACAGAAAAAAAUUGAAGCGUUAAAAUCAGAAAACAAGAAGUUAGAAAAACAAAAAGGAGAAUUAAUGAUUGGAUUCAAGAAACAAUUAAAAUUAAUUGAUGUUUUAAAAAGGCAAAAGAUGCAUGUUGAAGCUGCCAAGAUGCUGUCUUUCACUGAAGAGGAAUUUAUGAAGGCACUUGAAUGGGGAAAUUCAUAAAUGAUCUUUGUCAAUUAGUCUAGGAUAACUGAAAAUGUGUGAUGGAUAUCUACUUUGUUUAAUCUGAGCAAGCUAUAAUGGCUUCAAUUAUUUUUACUCUUAAAAGUAAUGAAGAUAUCUGAUAAUGAGAUAAAAAUAAUUUCAGAAAAUUCAUGUUUAGAUUUGGGGGGUACAAAACAUGAUUAUUAGAAAAAGAAAAUAGUUUAUAAAUUAAAGCAACAAGAAUUUAACUUGUCAUUCUGUUUUCUUUCUUAUGAUCUAUUAGCCCUUUUUCUUUUGAGUUUUCACAAGUGUACUUGAAUAUUUUGUGUUCUGGAGAGUCAGCUGUAAUUCAUAAAUGAUAGUUUAUACGAGAGAAAUUCUAAGUUCUUUUGACUAUUUACUUUUCCCUUACAGUAGACAGAAAAAGGUGCUUUAAAAUCAAAUUAAUCCUAAAUAUUUAUUUUCCCUGGCCAAAUCAGGGAAGCAAAGUUCCUAAACAAAAACACAGUAAUGUAGACGGGGGGUAUACUACACUUCAGGCUCAAGUUCUGUAUUAGUCAAGGUGAAUAUAUUGUCUUGAGGAAUGAGCCUGCAGAAAAAACUGAACAGUAGGUGUGGAGAAGUUAGUGUCCUGUGUUUGGCCUAUAAUAUACAGUGUUUUAUAUAUAUAUGGUAUGCUAUUCUAAUAUGUGCUGUAGAAUUUAAAUCUUUAAAUUUGAUCAAAAAUAAAAGUUUGACUAAAAGCAAUUAAUUUUGCAGUUACAAAACUAUUCAGUAAUUUAAUUUUCUGUCAGAGCCCAAAUGCUUUCUUAUAGAUAACUGUUUACAAAUGAGAUACAGUGAUGUUUUAGAAAAUCCAAACAUAGAUACCUACUGUCACUGAACUGUAAAAACAAAAGUUAUGCUGACAUCUACUGGUAACAUACAGAAGAAUCCAGGUUUUACCAAAUCUUGAUGGUGUAUCACUUCUCUUCACAAAUUGUACUCCUUUUCUGAUAUGCUUUCCUAAACUCUUCACCAAGCAUAUCAAUAUCAUCCUCUUUUUUAAAUACUCCCUACAAGAAAAAUAUUUUAUGGAUUAUUUUUGAAUGCCAAAAUAUUUCACUAAAUGCUUUUAAGACUAACACAUAUAUAAACAUGAGGUUAGUAAAAUUAUCUCCAGGAUAAUGAAAACUACUCAAUAUAUUUGUAUAAUUUGUAAAUAAUCAAUAUUUUCUAAAAACUAUAUAUGAAUGUUCUCAGACUGACCUGAUCUGAUUUAUCAGCUCCAGUGUAGGAAUGUCUGAUAGAAAUCUGGGCUCUUCUUCCUUUACAACUACUACUACUGCUUGGAUUGGCUCGAUGGAAGGAAUUUAAUCUAUACCGUACACCCCCCUUAUCUUGAAACAGCCCAACAAUGUUAUAGGAGGGAGGUAAAGGGUGAAGGGACUGUCCUUUGGUAAAAUCAUGUGUGGGAUGGGUUCCUCAUGCCUCAGUUCUAUGGCUAAUCUGAAAACAUUCAAUCUUGCAGGGAAGAAUCCAGGUUUGGAGUUAACCCAUUUAAGCAAGCCCUUUGAAAUUCUUCACUCUAAUUUCUUUUCCCUUAGAGUAUACAGCAAAGACUCUUUAUAACAAAUUAAAUUUAAAUAUUUGCUUUUAUUGCCAUCUAAAGGAUCUAAAUAAUGAUUUAGGUCAUUUCGAACUUCUAGGAUAAAGGAUAAAGGUCAUUUUAGGAUGUCAGGUUUCUUCGGCCCUCACCUCCUUUCUCCACAGUUAUUUCCUCACAAAAUAUGUAGUCCCCUAGAUUCUCCCAGAAUUUACAGUCCAUUUUAUAAAAUUUGUGAAUUAAGUACAUGGCCUUUGUCAGUAACAUAUCAUUUCAUACUCAUUAAUCCUGUCUAACCAAAAUGACUAUAAGGUUCCUAUUUUUUGACAAGCAAUAAUUAUUCAUAUAUUUCUCUUUCUCUGGCCUUACUUAACACUGGACUAAAAAAAAUUAUGUACUUUUAAUUUUUCUAAUUGAAUAAAAUAUCAAAUGACAAGCAUUUUA